Messenger RNA from Ramularia collo-cygni, 2268 nucleotides. RefSeq lists its product as uncharacterized. The transcript is spliced from 2 exons. Bases 1 to 2268 code for a protein of 755 amino acids. The record is from RefSeq and is a predicted model, not a curated record. Lineage: Eukaryota; Fungi; Ascomycota; Dothideomycetes; Mycosphaerellales; Mycosphaerellaceae.
AUGGCGCCAGCAGCACAGACGCAGGCGCCUGCAGUGGUCAUCAUUGCACGACAUGGCAUGCGCCUUGACGCCGCCGAUCAACGUUGGCACCUAUCGACGCCGACACCUUAUGAUCCACCCUUGACGUAUGGCGGAUGGAACCAAUGCCAGGCAUUGGGCGUGCGAAUCGCCAGUUUGCUCCACGCACGCGAGCAAAAGGCAGAGGAGGAGGACCACGAAAAUGGCAAUGGCGGAAGACGUAGGAGGAAGAAGCACAAGGUCGUCAUUCACUCUUCGCCCUUUUUGCGCUGUCUACAAACCAGCGUGGCCAUAUCGUCAGGUAUGGCGCAAUUUGAAGAGCCCAAGGACGGGCCCACUGCAGCGAGAGCACGCACGCCCGCACAGCUGCACUCUGCGUCGCCGCGACUGCGUGGAAUGGACAGCUUGUCAGCAUCUGCACAUGGAAUGGCAUCAAUCGCGGAACCUCGACACGAUCUUCAACAUGACCUGGCUCGGCGAGCUCUGGGCCACCAUAAGCGUUAUCGCAAGUCAAAAAUCCGUGUAGACGCUUUCCUCGGCGAGUGGCUGAAUCCGCAGUACUUUGAUCACAUCACUCCCCCGCCUCCCAGCCCUAUGAUGGUAGCAGGUGCCAAGGCAGAGCUGAUGCAGAACCAAAAUGUGGACAUUUUCACCCCAAGCGUGUCACACAAGUCCUCGAGUGGAAGUCUGUGGAGUGGCGGCGGCAAUCGCUCCGCUGGCAGCAGCAGGGAGAGUCCUCUGGAUGACUGGAGCCAUGUCACCAAUGCACUACAUGCUCCGGUGCCGUCUAGGGAUCGGUCCAACAGUGCAAGCAGCGUGGGUAGCAACGAUAGCUCCGGUCGACCACCAUACCGCCCGAAGUCUCCUUAUCGGCAUGGACAUGCCCUGCAGCCUUUCACAUCGACGAUACCAAAGCCAGAAGUGGCCAUAUACCGACCUCCAAGACCGUCAUACGCCAUCUCAAACUCAGACUACAUCCCUCGCGGCUACUUUGCUCAUGCUCGAACUGCCACUGCCAACGUUGACUACCAUUGGGACAGCAGUAGGCACCCGCAAGGCUGGGGAGACGGAGGUGAGUUUGGAGAGGAAUGGUCUUCCAUGCACAGACGCUUCAGGAGAGGCCUCAACAACGUUGUCGAGUGGUACAGUCAUCACAAUGCAGACGAUCGCGGCGAGGAUGCCUUGGGUAUAGAGCAAGCGGAGAACCACAGCCACGUGGACGAGCAGGAGGAUCAGGAAGAGUUGGUCGUCAUCCUGGUGACGCAUGGUGCUGGCUGUAACGCCCUGAUCGGUGCCCUGACCAAUCAGCCUGUGCUGUUGGAUGUUGGCAUGGCCAGCUUGACAAUGGCCGUGCGGAAAGACAAUCCGCCGCCACUGACACUACCGAGCACUCCUGAUACUGAAAGUCCAUUGAAUACAAGGAUUGCAUCUCCUGACCCUUACUCUAUGAUGAAUGAUGGGCAACGGCGCAGCAGUCUGGACAUUGGACUAAGUGCCAUAUACGAUCUAAAGCUUGUCUCAUCAUCAGAGCAUUUGCGGAAGGGUGCUGACCCUACGAAAGGGCCAUCGACCUCAAUUCCACCCAACAUGAAGACUGCACACGAUGCGCUUCCAAAGUACAAGCUAAAUGGCGCGAACGCACAUGCCGCCGCUGGGGCGGGCAUCGAUUCGAACUGGGAUCUGGGUGAAACGAAACGGGGCACCGGCAAUUCUUCUCUCGGUUCGAUGAGGAGACCAGGUGUACCUGUCGUGCCGGCAAGGACAGCUUCUCCCAGCUACAUAGCCAAGAACGACGACAGGUUCGCUUCUCCACCACCCGCUUUUACCACAGGGCUGUGGACCCCACCGACUGCACGCGGAACUCCGCAGCUCAGCGCUCAAGUGAAGGAGGACAAGGAAAUAAAUCUUCCAGAGCUCAAUGAUGUCGAAGGACGUGCGAGCCAAAGCCAGGACGCGUACUCGCCACCUGACUCGAGACCUACAUCUGCAGCGUCCAUCGGGAGGCAGUCAAGUCCCAGCCUCAAUAGCAAAGUUGAAAGCGACACGAGCAUCUCGAAUGACUUCGGCGUGGAGGAAGCAGCAGACGAUGUUGGAGAUCUUCCAAACGUCAGCGAAAAGCUGCCGCAAUCGCUUAGCCGUGGUCUGAGCCAGAAGGGUCUAUGGGGUAAGCAGAUCUCUGGAGAUAAAGUCGCAAGGAAGUACCCUGUCAAUGCGCCUAAGAGGCGAUGGACUAUGAACCAACGCGACUGA